Messenger RNA from Aedes aegypti (yellow fever mosquito), 1001 nucleotides. RefSeq names its product protein FAM177A1. NCBI's taxonomy places the organism in Eukaryota, Metazoa, Arthropoda, Insecta, Diptera, Culicidae. Bases 197 to 763 code for a protein of 188 amino acids. The transcript has 2 exons. The record is from RefSeq and is a predicted model, not a curated record.
GAGAUCAUUGCACCAUAGUUUCCAAACAAAAACAAAAUCACAAUGCAAAAACGGCAUCACAGGACAUUGUACGUCGUGUCCUUGGAGAGUGCACUCAAUCACCUAUAAAACGGUUCAAAUUUCUCAUUGAAAAGUUGGAAAAAUCCUGUAGAUUGAUACUUUAUAUCACUAUAAAGUGAAUUUUUAAGCUGCUAAGAUGACCAAAGUGGAUAUACCGUUGAAAAAUAAGGUCGAUGCGUCGGCAAAUUUCAUCCAGAAUGAAAAAGAUAUAGAGGUGCAAGUACGAGCACCAAAAAGGGUGCUGCAUUUUAGCGAUGGGACACUGGAGGAAUUUAGCGAUGAUGAGCAGGACCAGGUGGAUGCUGCUGGGAAGGAUACGAUUAUGACGGAUGUGGAUGAGUCCAAAAUGAACUGGAGCGAUUGGAUGGUUCAUAAAACCUGCAAACUGGGCAGUUCUGUCUUGGCCGGAUGCGAUUAUGUCGGAGAAGGACUUGCAUCGUUUCUAGGCAUCACCACACCGAAGUACAGUUUCGAAAUUGAAGAAUUCAAAAGAAUGCAAGCGGAACAGAAUGCCGAAGAUCAAGCGAUCAAGAAUUUCGUUGUACAGAACCGACCGGCCGGAGACAGUGGAGUUGCUGAACCAUCAUUGGAGGAAAGUCUACCGACUGCCAUACGAAAGACACCCGCGACAUCUAACGUUGUUGAGAACGCCCCAAAGGCAGAAACACGAGUUGCAGUAAGCAAUGAAAUUGAGAAAUAUUAAUCGAACUACUUUUUGAACCUAAUUUAAGACACCAAAUGAGCACACAUUGCAGUCAGUUGUAAUCAUUUAGUUCAGUAAGCAGAAUAUAAAGAUUAUAUAUUUAUUAAGAAUAAAAUAGAAGGACAGUGCAAUUUGCAGAGUUAGUUUUGCAUUGCGGAUGGAAUAUUGUAUAUUAUCUUUGAUAUGAGUACAUAUAAUAAAUAAUUUUAUUGACUAUAUUAUAUAGUAUCAGAAUAUA